AUGUCGGCAAUUUCCACCUUCAAGACCGUCCUCAUAUUUGGCGGGACGUCUGGUAUCGGCGAGUCGUUCGCUCGUCGUUUUCACGCCAUGGGCAAGAAGGUCAUCGUGACGGGUCGACGAGAAGCCAGAUUAGCAGCCUUAGCCAAAGAACUGCCAGGCGUUGAAACCUACGUGCUGGACAACGCCGACAUUUCCAAGCUGCCCACUCAUGCCGAGGCCUUGAUCAAGAAGUUUCCUGACAUCGACACCGUCUGGGUCAACUCGGGCCUCGCAUACGUCGGCCACUUCCGAUCACUGGACGGACACUCGGACGAGAAAGUCGUCACGGAGCUCAACACCAACCUGGUCGCGCCCAUCAUCCUGUCGCGGUAUUUCGUCCCACACCUGCUGAGUCUGGAUAGGCCAGGGAGCUUCCUCGUCACGGGAUCGGGACUCGGGUUCGUGCCCAUGGGUCUGUUAUCCGUGUAUUGUGCGAGCAAGGCUGCGGUGCACUCGUUCCUCGUCGGCCUUCGCGAGAGCCUCAAGGACACGAAUGUCAAUGUCAUCGAGGUCGUGGCUCCAUAUGUGAAGACGGACUUCGACAAGGAUUAUCCCAUGGAGCACCUUGCCACACCGAUGGAGUUGGGCGACUACACGGAUCAGACGUUGGCGAUUUUCGAGUCGACGCCGGCCGCUGACCUCAAGGAGGCUGGUGUCGGGUUCGGCGCUAUGGGUGCCUCAGCUUGGAGAGAGGCUUUCGGCCGUUUCUUGACGGGGAGAGGAAGCACUGGUUGA
This is a messenger RNA of Exophiala bonariae, 774 nucleotides long. RefSeq lists its product as uncharacterized. Gene Ontology annotation, cellular component: membrane. The transcript has a single exon. NCBI's taxonomy places the organism in Eukaryota, Fungi, Ascomycota, Eurotiomycetes, Chaetothyriales, Herpotrichiellaceae. Gene Ontology annotation, molecular function: oxidoreductase activity. The record is from RefSeq and is a predicted model, not a curated record. The coding region runs from base 1 to 774 and encodes 257 amino acids.